Molecule: messenger RNA, 5197 nt
Organism: Actinia tenebrosa (Australian red waratah sea anemone)
Lineage: Eukaryota; Metazoa; Cnidaria; Anthozoa; Actiniaria; Actiniidae
Source: RefSeq, a predicted model, not a curated record
UCCCACUUUAUCGAAAUCUGCGACACAACUUACUGGUUUCUUGGCAUCGACGCAUUUAAUAUUUGCAACGAAGACACCAAGAGAUAAACAUACUAAUCCAACAAGAACACAACUUACCAAAGCAUUUAAGAAAGUGAAAAUCAAAGAUACAACACCAGAAAGUUAUGAAGUAGAAACUUUGAUAACGAAUCAUGGCAUUCAGGAUUACAAAGCAAGUAGUGACUCCUCAAGACCAACACAUCCAUACUUGGUCAAUGACGGAUGGGAAAACCACAAGUAGAACGCGCACCUUCCAAGACCCUAGUGCGACAACAUACUAUAAUACAAACAAGGAAUAUGGAAUCACAAGGAAUGACCAAGUGACCCAUAGUGGUGCAGCAAUUUCAACUGCCGUUGCUGGACGUCAUGGCCAUGUGGAUUCCUCAUCUUUUACUUUUUCUGCUGAUGGGACUCAGGAUCAAAGAACAGAAAGCCUAUCAAAGGGAAGUGGGUAUAAAGCACAAGCGCCAACUGGGUUCCAAUAUGUAACAACCGGCCAAACAUAUCAGACAGGAACUAAUGUUAAUGCAGCAAAACAAGAUCCAAACAACUACCAAGGAAGAAUGGCGACAACGUUUUACCAGAACGGUACCACGAUAGAGGGAAAUGAAAUAACAACAAAUCAGCAGAAUCGAUCAAAAGGUUACGUUAAAAGUCUGGGCACUCAAAGGUAUCAAGCUACAGAGAGACAGCCUGAACCAUUAUUCAGAGAAAUAAACACACCAAAUAGGCUUAUUAUGCAGACAUAUGACAGCGGGGAAGCAACAAGGAAAGAGGCCAUUAAAACGAACAAACUGGACCCAACUGGAUUUCUUCAACAGCAAGAACAACAAAGCAUCAACAGAGAAAACAUCAAACCCAAUAGAGUCGCUAUUCCAAAAUUCGAGUCCCAGACCGAAAUCAAGAAGGAAGUCAUCCAAAGCAAUAAAUUAGACACAACCAGGUUCAAUGUCACUGAAGAGGAACCAAAACCGCUCAUUAGAGGACCUGUCAAAAGAACAAAACUACAGACGGAGUUCAACAUAGCCUAUCAAGAACCGGACAAUCUACAGUUCGCUGCGGAACAAGCACCGAAACCUCAAAGGAUAAAAAUUCCAGAUUUCCAUACACAAGCCGAUACAAGGAAAGAGGUAAUAGCGAACCAGAGGAUAAACAUUCCAAAAUUUGAGUCCACGGUGGAAAUCAAGAAAGAGGUCAUCGAAACAGGGAAACUGGACACUACAAGAUUUCUUCAACAGGAAGAACAACAAGUAAUGAAGAGAGAAAUUUCGAAACCAAAAAAGCUAGAAAUCCCCAUGUUUGAGUCCCAGGCGGAAAUCAAGAAAGAGUUCAUCGAAACACGGAAACUAGACACUGGGAAAUUCCUUCAACAGCAAGAGCGACAAACCAUCAACAAAGAAACCGUGAAACCAAAUAGAAUUAACAUCCCAAUAUUUGGGUCCCAGGCAGACAUCAAGAAAGAAAUCAUUGAAACUAACAAAUUGGACCAAACUAUGUUCAAAGUCGCUGUAGAAGAACAGAAACCGGUCAUUAGAGGACCAAUCAAGAGAACAAAACUGCAGACCGAGUUUGUUAUGGCCUGUCAACAACCGGAGAAUCAAAUAACCACCGCCGUUGAACGGAAGCCGAAACCUCAGAAAAUAAAACUUCCAGAUUUCCAAUCACAUGCGGAGAUAAGAAAAGACGUGAUUGAAACAAAAAAACUGGACACAUGGAAAUUCCUUCAACAGGAAGAACCACGAACCAAUAGUAAAGAAACCAUAAAACCAAACAAACUUAACAUACCCAUAUUUGAGUCCCAAGCAGAAAUCAAAAAAGAGUUCAUCGAAACAGGGAAACUGGAUACAGGAAAAUUUCUUCAACAGGAACAACAACAAACAAUGAAGAGAGAAAUCGUACAACCAAAAAAGCUUGAAAUUCCCAUGUUCGAAUCCCAAGCAGAAAUCAAGAAAGAGGUUAUAGAAACAGGAAAACUGGACACGAACAAAUUUCUUCAAAGAGAAGAGCCACAAACAGUGAAGAGAGAAAUCGUAAAACCUAAGAAGCUCGAAAUUCCCAUGUUCGAAUCCCAAGCAAAAAUCAAGAAAGAGGUUAUAGAAACAGGAAAACUGGACACAAACAAAUUCCUUCAAAGAGAAGAGCCACAAACAAUGAAGAGAGAAAUCGUAGAACCUAAUAAGCUCGAAAUUCCAAUGUUCGAAUCCCAGGCAGAAAUCAAGAAAGAAGUCAUCCAAGCAGGGAAACUAGAGACAGGAAAAAGUUUUCAACAGGAAAAACAGCAACCAAUCAAGGGAGAAAUCGUGCAACCAAAAAAGCUUGCAAUUCCCAAGUUCGAAUCCCAGGCGGAAAUCAAAAAAGAGGUAAUCGAAACAGGGAAAUUGGAUAGAGGAAGAUUUCUUCAACAGGGAAUGUUACAAAGGGAGGAAAAAGAGCACUUUAAACCAAACAGACUUAGUAUCCCAACGUUUGAGUCGGGUGUGGAAAUCAAGAAAGAGGGUAUUGAAACAAAGAAACUGGACACAAGUAGAUUUCUUUAUCAAGAAGAAGUGGAAGCCACCAAGAAGGAAAGUGUUAAACCAAAUAGAGUUUCCAUUCCCAAUUUCGAUUCUCAGAUUGAAAUCAAGAAAGAGGGUAUUGAAACAAAGAAACUGGACACAAGUAGAUUCUUCUAUGAAGAAGAACGUCCACAAGCCGUGAACAGAGAGCCCGUCAAACCAAAUAGAGUUUCCAUUCCCAAUUUCGAGUCCCAGACUGAAAUCAAGAAAGGGGAUUUUGAAACAAAGAAACUGGACUCAAGUAGAUUCCUUUAUCAGGACGAAACACAAGCCAUGAACAGAGAAGUCGUGAAACCAAAUAGGGUUUCCAUUCCAAAUUUUGAGCGGCAGGCGGAAAUCAAGAAAGGGGAUUUUGAAACAAAGAAACUGGACACAAGUAGAUUCCUUUAUCGAGAAGAACGUCCACAAGCCGUGAACAGAGAAGUCGUCAAACCGAACAGAGUUUCCAUUCCGAAUUUUGCGUCCCAGGAUGGAAUCAAGAAAGGGGGUAUUGAAACAAAGAAACUGGACACAAGUAGAUUCCUUUAUCAGGAAGAACGUCCACAAGCCAUGAACAAAGAUUCACAAGUACGUAGUUCGCUGGUUGGUAAUGAGAGAAGAGACGCUGAAGAGAGAAGAUCUGCUGGACUAAUGUUCCAUCAACCAAGAUCAACACAGCAUCAGUCUUACAGAGGAGAUAGAGUUGCAACUGCAAACGUCUAUAAUUGUGUCAAAGGCGAUCCUGAGGCAACAGAUAUUUCUGUACAUGGAGGAUCUUAUAAUAAUGACAACAGACAAGAUAAUCAUCAUUCAACAAAUCAAGACAAUCAAACAAACCCUGCCACACAGAAGCUAAAUCCUGCUUACAUAAUAGAAUCCAAGGUAACACAAUCCAAAGCAGAGCCAGUCAAUUUUUCCACACCUACACAUGAACCAACCAGCAGCAUUUACCAAGGAAAGAAAGUUAUUAGAGUUGGGAAGCAAUCCCUUGUUCAGAUGGACAAAGAAGGGAAUGCUUUUGUUGACCCAAACAAUUAUCGUGCAGGAGAAAGUACAAGAGAUGGUCAAUUCUUAUCAAGGCAACAAAGGGACAACCAAAGAUCUGGUCAAUGGACAAGUGAACAAAUACCCAGCCAAGUUGAUGGAGCAAAAGAGCAAAAGGGAAAUCAAAGUGGGUAUGGAUGGAAUGUUCUAAACUCUGGACAGCAAAGGUAUAGCACAAAUACAGGUUCAGAGAAUCAAGGUGUGGUUCAAGAUUUUAGUGAGCACAAAGUCAAUUCUUAUCAGGAAACAAAUAAAAGGGAAGGUCAAACCUUCGCUGGGGAUUCUUCUGGCUCUAAUAAAACUGGAAAACUACAAAUGGGUCAAAUAGAAGUCCAACAAAAUAAAGUUCCUGGAGGUCCUAUGUAUGGCUCAUAUUCACAACAGCAACCAGGAGGCCAACAAGUUGAGGAUCAGAAUAAUGACAUGCAAGCACAACAACAGAGUGCCAAAGGAAGAUUCACGAGUCAACAAUAUCAGACUGGUGGUGCCCCAGCAGGAGGGGCUAACUUCCCAGCUCUUGUACAAAAGAAUGGCAAAUGGCUAGUAAAGAAAGUAAGUGUUGAUGAUAGCAAGUUGACUUAUGGUAGUACCCAGACCACUCAAGAAGUUCAGCCACUUGAUACGAAGGUCACUAUGGGUGCCAAAGAUCAAAACGCUCCACAGAGAAGAGAACUGAUGAAAGAAUUCAAGCAAAAAAGAAGUUUUAAACAUGUUAAAAAUCCAUUUGGUGUGAGAAAGACUACCUACGCCCAUUAAUGAACCCAUAAUAAUAACAAGCUAAGGAGAAGUACUUUUAGAAGAAGCUGCAGCCUAAAGACUCCAAUGGUCAAGCUGCCUUUACCUAACCAAAGAUAUCAUAGUGAACAUAAGCAGGCAAGACAUUAGCUGAUUUGAAGUAUGUGUCAGUUUAGCAUAGCAUUUCUGGACCCCCCUUCUUGCAAAAAUUCAUCGCUGAAACUAAACAAUUUGAGAACUCUCUCCUUUCCUCCUCAGUGUUUAUAUAGAUGAUUUUUAGUUUUGGAUUGGGGACGGGAAAGGGAGUAAAAACAUAUUUAAAUUAGAAUCUAAUCGUUAUUAUUUUUUAUGAACUGAGUACCACUAACCAGGAAGAAUUACUGGCUUUCACUCCACUUCAUUUCCUGUCUCGUGCGCAAUGUUCAUCAGCUGAAUCGCCAGUAUUCAGUAGGAUUCUUUCUGGUUGACAGCACAAGGUGGUCAGUGUUUGACCACCAUCUGGAGCAGAUAAUGAGAUUCAAAAACUUUUAUCAGCUGAGUGAAAGCCAGCAAUAAGUCGCUUGGCUUGAAAUCUUCGAAAUAAUACUAUAUUAAAACCAAAAAUUACCAAAAUAGCUAUAAUUUUUCACAUACAAAAAUUCUCAAACGUAUCAUUGCACUAAGUAAGGUAUUUUCUAAUUACAUGUAUCCAAUUCACUAUUAACAGAGGCAAACCACACAUUUUAUACUAAUUUGCACAUAUAUAGCUCAUUAUUUCUUCAAGGGUUAUAAUACAUGUAAUGUUACGAGUUUUGUAAACAUUUGUGAAUAUAGUUGGCCGCAUCAUUAAAUUGCGUUUUGAUAGA